CCAGAAGGCCCUCGAGGACGCCGACAAGGCCACGGAAAUUAAGCCCGACUGGUCCAAGGGCUGGAGCCGUAAGGGAGCCGCCGCUCGCGGCCUUGGAGAUCUACGUAUGUCUUACACUGGUGGGAAUCGGAGGUGGUUCGGCGGUACCUUUGACUAACGGCGUUCGCAGUGUCCGCGCACGAUGCUUACGAGGAAGCCCUGAAGUACGAGCCCGGUAACGAGCAGGCCAAGUCCGGUCUGAACGCCGUCAAGAGAGCCAUUGAUGCCGAAGCCAAGGGUGACGGCGUCACCGGCGACCCCACGGGCGGACUCGGCGGAAUCUUCAACGACCCUCAGCUUUUCCAGAAACUCGCCAGCAACCCCAAGACCUCGUCUCUUCUGGCCGAUGGCGAGUUCAUGCAGAAACUGCAGCGCAUCCAGCAGAACCCGAACAGCGUCGGAGCCGAGCUCCAGGAUCCCCGCUUCCUGCAGGUGAUGAGUGUGUUGCUCGGCAUCGAUAUGAGCUUUGGCGCUCCUCCUGAGGCUGCUGGUGCCGCCGGUGGUCCCUCCGGAGCCACGGAGGCCGAGGACGAGGAAAUGCCCGAUAUCCGCCCGUCGCAACCCAAGAAGGCCCCUGAGCCUGCCCCCGAGCCCGAGCCCGAGCCCGAAGAUGAGGAAGCGAUCGCCAAGAAGAAGGCGCAGGAGGCCGGAGAUGCCGAGAAGAAGAUCGGUAACGACUUCUACAAGAAGAAGCAGUUCGACGAGGCCAUUGAGCACUACAACAAGGCCUGGGAGCUGCACAAGGACGUCACCUACCUGAACAACCUUGGAGCCGCGAAGUUCGAGAAGGGUGACCUGCAGGGCACCAUUGAGACCUGCCAGAAGGCCGUGGAGGAGGGCCGCGAACUGCGCGCCGACUUCAAGGUCCUUGCCAAGUCGUUCGCCCGAAUUGGUACCGCGUAUGACAAGAUGGGCGAUCUGACGCAGGCCAUUGAGUACUACAACAAGUCUCUCACCGAGCACCGCACCCCCGACGCCCUCUCCAAGCUCCGCGUCGCCGAGAAGGCCAAGGCUACGGCGGAGAAGGAGUCCUACAUCGACUCUGGCGAGGCCGAGAAGGCUCGUGAGCUCGGUCAGAAGAAGUUCCAGGAGGGUGACUGGCCCGGCGCCGUCGACGCGUUCACCGAGAUGACCAAGCGGGCUCCCCAGGACCCCCGAGGCUUCUCCAACCGCGCCGCUGCUCUCGUCAAGCUCAUGGCGUUCCCCCAGGCCGUUCAAGACUGCGACGAGGCGAUCAGCCGUGACAGCAAGUUCAUCCGUGCGUACAUGCGCAAGGCGUCGGCUCUGAUGGCCAUGAAGGAGUACAACAAGGCUCUGGACGUCUGCACCGAAGCCUCGGAGCACGACGACGGAUCGUUUGCCCGUGAAAUCGAGCAGCAGCAGCAGAAGUGCCUGGAUUCUCAAUUCAGCGCUCGUGCGGGCGAGACGGAGCAGCAGACCAUGGAGCGCAUCCAGAAUGACCCUGAUAUCAUGGCUAUUCUGCAAGACCCUGUUAUGCAGAGCAUCCUGCAACAGGCCAAGAGCGACCCGGCGGCUCUGCAGGAGCACAUGAAGAACCCUCAGGUGCGGAUGAAGAUCCAGAAGCUGAUGGCGGCGGGAGUCAUUCGUCUGGGACGGUAAAUUCGGAGGACAUCGAGGGACACGAUGGAAAUGAAUGAAUUGAGAUGACAGCAACAAUCUGGUUUCAAAAAGUAGUUCGCGAAAUGAUGCAUGCUCGUGUUUCAUUAGUUUAAUGUUAUAGCAUUCAAUACCGGUUAUAUAUUUGUCAAUCUAUCCACCGCAAUCGAGUUUAUCUCGACUACACUGC
Aspergillus steynii IBT 23096 is the source of this 1846-nucleotide messenger RNA. It is a transcript of the gene sti1, whose product is annotated as Hsp90 cochaperone STI1. The transcript is spliced from 2 exons. The record is from RefSeq and is a predicted model, not a curated record. Gene Ontology annotation, molecular function: Hsp90 protein binding. Bases 397 to 1659 code for a protein of 420 amino acids. NCBI's taxonomy places the organism in Eukaryota, Fungi, Ascomycota, Eurotiomycetes, Eurotiales, Aspergillaceae.